Messenger RNA from Penicillium odoratum, 864 nucleotides. Its product is annotated as Carbohydrate-binding WSC subgroup. Bases 1 to 864 code for a protein of 287 amino acids. The transcript is spliced from 4 exons. NCBI's taxonomy places the organism in Eukaryota, Fungi, Ascomycota, Eurotiomycetes, Eurotiales, Aspergillaceae. The record is from RefSeq and is a predicted model, not a curated record.
AUGCACUUCUCACUGCUGGUGUCGGUCGCUUUGGCUGUUUUGCCUCAGACUUUGGCAACUUCAAGCUUGGCCUACUGUUCUACUGAGAAUACAGGAGCCUCUAGCAACUCUUCUUCGUACACCUACCAAUCCAACGGACACUGUACCGGGCUUUGUGAGAAUUACGCCUUUGGUAUUCUUCUAGACUAUGAAUGUUGGUGCUCGAACGUGGCACCGGCCUCCGAUACGGAAAAGAAGCAUGCAGAGUGCGAUGGUGAAUGCCCUGGUUAUCCCGAUGAUAGCUGUGGCAAUUCUACCCUCGGAGUCUACGCCUACGUCUCUGUUACUGGAAACAUGGCGACCAGCACUGCCAGUGAAAGCAGUUCGACUACUACUGGCACCUCUUCCUCCUCCUCCACUACCACGACUGCGGGCACCGUCUCCUAUACCACCUCGUCGGACGGCGAAGUCAAGACAAUCACCGUUUCUGCCUCGAGUGCAACCUCUGGUCUGGAUAGCACCACCGUCUCCACUAGCGACAAGAGUUCUGGCCUGAGUGGUGGAUCGAUCGCUGGAAUCGUCGUUGGCGUCUUGGGCGGUCUUGCCCUGGUCGGCGCGCUCAUCUUCCUCGUCUUCUUCUACCGCAAGCGUGCUCGCUCAUCCAGCCCGGUACCAAGCCAGGAUAUGGCCGACCGAACUAGUCAGGGUUCCAACUGGUCUCGUGGUGUUUUCCCUGGGGGCGACCUUGGACGCAAGGCAACUUUCACCGAUAACCGUAUGAAAUCAACCACCGUUUACCCCAAUGGCCGACGGGACAGCAGCGUCUCGCUGCAGGACAACGAGGACUAUUCGCGACCUGUCCUUCGGCUCACCAACCCGGACUAA